Molecule: messenger RNA, 4633 nt
Organism: Oncorhynchus kisutch (coho salmon)
Lineage: Eukaryota; Metazoa; Chordata; Actinopteri; Salmoniformes; Salmonidae
Gene: plvapb
Product: plasmalemma vesicle associated protein b
Exons: 6
Coding region: 219-1517 (432 amino acids)
Biological process (GO): regulation of vascular permeability; positive regulation of cellular extravasation
Source: RefSeq, a predicted model, not a curated record
CACCCUUUACAUAGAUACAGGACUACUGACAAAGAGAAUUAGACUCUGGUUCGUUUUAAACAUUAGUAACCUAAGAGUUUACUCAUUUUGAGGCUUCAGCACUUUUUGAGAGAGCACCAAGAGAGCUUUUUGAAGGAGGGAAAUUCCCCUGAGAAACCAAAGAGACCUCCAUUGACUUUUCAAUACCCUCUUCUUGACCACACCGACAUCCAGCAGAGAUGUACAGUGGCAACAGCUACUCACAGGCCAAGUUUGGUCUGGAGGCCAAGGACAUCCACAAGGCAAAGGGAAAGAGCUGCGGCUAUUACAUGAGGGUGGUCUUCUUCUUCUCCUCUCUGAUCCAGUCCCUCAUCAUCGUGAGCCUGGUGCUGUUCCUGGUCUACGGCCAGCCAGAGAAGUCUGCUGAAGAGAGGAGGGUAGAGGAGCUGGAGCAGAGUUUGAACAGGAUCAGCGAGAACAACAUUAACCUGAGGAAGGAUAAAGCUGACCUGGGAGCUGCGCUGGGGGCCAGGAAGGCUGAGAAGACAGCCCUGGAGGGAGAGGUGGCCAUGAUAAAGAAAGCAGCGAAUGCCUCCGUGGAGCAGAUCAGAGCCCUCCUACUGAAAGCGAGCCAGUGUGAAACAGAAAAGAAGAAACUAGAGAUGAGCCGUGCUACCCAAGUCCGGGGACCCACCACCCCUUUCAUCUUCGCCACUCCUAACACUGAGGUAAAAACCCUCCAGUCUCUGAACUCCCAGCAGGCAGCAAUGAUCAAACUGAUCGAAGCCAACUUCACCCAGACCAACCAGUACAUCCGCAUCGAGAGGGACAAUGCCAUCAAGGACCGUGACGCCCACAACCUUGAGACCAUCUCUUUGCGGAGGGAGAACAACAACCUGAAGGAACACCUGAAACUCUACACCCAGAAGUGUAAAGAGGACUUUGCUAAGUCUCUGGAGGGGAUCCAAAUGGUGACCAGUAACUUCCUGGUGCGCAUCGACAACCUGUUCCCCCACUCCAUGACCUUUCACCUGACCUGUGAGAAGCAGACAGAGCAGAUGGAGAACAUCAGGGCCAGAUGCUCCAACCUGUCUAAGGAGGUUGAGGACAAGUUCCAGAGAUACCUGGACAACGUGGGGAACAAGGUGGCAAACAUCCAGGUCCAGUCCAGUCGCCUGGAGGUCCAGAACAGCCAUCUGACCCUUGACCUCCAGCAGUGUGUCCAAAACCGCAGCGUGACGGCGGCGGAGAGCAGCAGGCUACUGUUAGAGAUCCGGGAGAACCACGACAGGCAGGUAGAGACCCUGCUGAAGGAACAGAACCGGCUGAGGGAGGAGAAGAGCCUGCAGGGAGAGAGACUGAUUCUGAGGGAGGCUGAGGUCAAAACACUCAACGGGAAUGUCGAGUCACUCACCACCGCUCUAACCAACUGUAACCCUAAGCUCACCGGCCAAAAGCCUCUCGGACUGAUGUCAGCCUUGAAGGGGGGGCCAUCCAUUGCAGCACCAGUGAUCAGUAAACCCCACAUGGCAAGGUGAGGAGAGACGGGUGUGAGGAAGAUGCCCCACUCACACAGCUCUACCUAGGCCAUGACCGAGUGAGAAAAUGAAGGCACUUACUGUUAUGGUCCCUGGAGAAUUGGGUGUGAUGCCUUUCAGUGAUCAAUGUGUGCUCUUAGACCUUAAAAUGUCCAUGUGUAAAUACUACAGACACUAUAGGUUGUAUCUACUGUCCUACAUCAUGUACACUGAACAAAAAUAUAAUUGCAACAUGUGAAGGUGUUGUUGCCAUUUUUCAUGAGCUGAAAUAAAAGAUCUCAGAAAUGUUCCAUACGUACAAACAAAAACACAUUUCUCUCAAAUUGUGCACAAAUUUGUUUACAUCCCUGUUAGUGAGCAUUUCUCCUUUGCCAAGAUAAUCCAUCCACCUGACAGGUGUGGCAUAUCAAGAAGCUGAUUAAACAACACGAGUAUUACACAGGUGCACCUUGUUCUGCGGACAAUAAAAGGCCACUCUAAAAUGUGCAGUUUUGUCACACAGCACAAUCCCAAGUUUUGAAGGAGUGUGCAAUUUGCAUGCUGACUGCAGGAAUGUCGACUGGAGCUGUUGCCAGAGAAUUGAAUGGUAAUUUGUCUACCAUUAGACCACUUCCAACGUCAUUUGUUAGAAUUUGGCAGUACAUCCAAUCGGCCUCACAACCGCAGACUACGUGUAACCACGCCAGCCCAGGACAUUCACAUCCGGCUUCUUCAAGGGACCGUCUGAGGGGGGGUGCUGAGGAGUAUUUCUGUCUGUAAAAAUCCCUUUUGUGGGGAAAAACUCAUUCUGAUUGGCUAGGCCUGGCUCCCCAGUGAGUGAACCUGUCUCCCAAAUGGGUGGGCCUAUGCCCUCCCAGGCCCACCUAUGGCUGUGCCCUUGCCCAGUCGUGAAAUCCAUCGAUUAGGGCCUAAUGAAUAUUCCUUCUAUGAAGUGUAACUCAGUAAAAUCGUAGAGAUUGUUGCAUGUUGCGGUUAUAUUUUUGUUCCGUCUAAAAACUGUAUCUACAAAUGUACAAUGAGUGGACAAAACAUUAUGAACACCUGCUCUUUCCAUGACAUAGAAAGCUAUGAUUCCUUAUUGAUGUCACUUGUUAAAUCCACUUCAAUCACUGUAGAUGAAGGGGAGGAGACAGGUUACCUUCAACCCAAUAUCAGGACAGUCUCCUUAAUGUUUUGUACACUCAGUGUAUACAGUACAUAUCGCUUUUAAACGUAAUUCAUUUAAUAAUUAAUUGAAUAGGGUUGUUUUUAUCCUUGUAAUUCCACUUGUAUUUGAUUGCUGAGUUUAGGCUGGGAAUUCACUGUGUACUGGAAUUCACUGUGUACUGGGAUUCACUGUGUACUGGGAUUCACUGUCUACUGGAAUUCACUGUGUACUGGGAUUCACUGUGUACUGGAAUUCACUGUGUACUAGGAUUCACUGUGUACUGGGAUUCACUGUCUACUGGAAUUCACUGUGUACUGGGAUUCACUGUGUACUGGAAUUCACUGUGUACUGGGAUUCACUGUGUACUGGAAUUCACUGUCUACUGGGAUUCACUGUGUACUGGGAUUCACUGUGUACUGGGAUUCACUGUGUACUGGAAUUCACUGUGUACUGGGAUUCACUGUGUACUGGGAUUCACUGUGUACUGGGAUUCACUGUGUACUGGGAUUCACUGUGUACUGGGAUUCACUGUGUACUGGGAUUCACUGUGUACUGGGAUUCACUGUGUACUGGAAUUCACUGUCUACUGGGAUUCACUGUGUACUGGGAUUCACUGUGUACUGGGAUUCACUGUGUACUGGGAUUCACUGUGUACUGGGAUUCACUGUGUACUGGGAUUCACUGUGUACUGGGAAAAGCGUGUACUGGGAUUCACUGUGUACUGGGAAAAGCGUGUGUACUGGGAAAAGCGUGUGUACUGGGAUUCACUGUGUACUGGGAUUCACUGUGUACUGGGAAAAGCGUGUACUGGGAUUCACUGUGUACUGGGAUUCACUGUGUACUGGGAUUCACUGUGUACUGGGAAAAGCGUGUGUACUGGGAUUCACUGUGUACUGGGAUUCACUGUGUACUGGGAAAAGCGUGUGUACUGGGAUUCACUGUGUACUGGGAUUCACUGUGUACUGGGAAAAGCGUGUGUACUGGGAUUCACUGUGUACUGGGAUUCACUGUGUACUGGGAUUCACUGUGUACUGGGAUUCACUGUGUACUGGGAAAAGCGUGUGUACUGGGAUUCACUGUGUACUGGGAUUCACUGUGUACUGGGAAAAGCGUGUGUACUGGGAUUCACUGUGUACUGGGAUUCACUGUGUACUGGGAUUCACUGUGUACUGGGAAAAGCGUGUGUACUGGGAUUCACUGUGUACUGGGAAAAGCGUGUGUACUGGGAUUCACUGUGUACUGGGAAAAGCGUGUGUACUGGGAUUCACUGUGUACUGGGAUUCACUGUGUACUGGGAUUCACUGUGUACUGGGAAAAGCGUGUGUACUGGGAUUCACUGUGUACUGGGAUUCACUGUGUACUGGGAAAAGCGUGUGUACUGGGAUUCACUGUGUACUGGGAUUCACUGUGUACUGGGAUUCACUGUGUACUGGGAAAAGCGUGUGUACUGGGAUUCACUGUGUACUGGGAAAAGCGUGUGUACUGGGAUUCACUGUGUACUGGGAAAAGCGUGUGUACUGGGAUUCACUGUGUACUGGGAUUCACUGUGUACUGGGAUUCACUGUGUACUGGGAAAAGCGUGUGUACUGGGAUUCACUGUGUACUGGGAUUCACUGUGUACUGGGAAAAGCGUGUGUACUGGGAUUCACUGUGUACUGGGAUUCACUGUGUACUGGGAAAAGCGUGUGUACUGGGAUUCACUGUGUACUGGGAUUCACUGUGUACUGGGAAAAGCGUGUGUACUGGGAUUCACUGUGUACUGGGAUUCACUGUGUACUGGGAUUCACUGUGUACUGGAAUUCACUGUCUACUGGGAUUCACUGUGUACUGGGAUUCACUGUGUACUGGGAAAAGCGUGUACUGGGAUUCACUGUGUACUGGGAAAAGCGUGUGUGUCCUCCUUUAACUUUAUACUCAGGUUAAAGAAAGAUGUGUACCAAUAAAGUUCAUGUGAUUAUUAUGUAAAUAA